ACGAAUCUGAGUAGGCGUUACCUUGGGAAAUCUUAGUUCCUCACUUCGCGGCUCAAGGGCAAUCAAAAUGGUUCGGACUGGUUUUUCGGAGAGAGGUUACAGAAGAUGUUAAAACGUUCAAUCUCUCACCGGCGCGCGUAUGAAGUUGUUACAACCUACUUGGACUAAAUCAACAGCUGUGUGGACAACGACUGUUUCUGGACGGAGCACAUUAAAUCAUUUAUUUGGAGCCAAUUUAUUGGAAAGUGUUAUAAAAUAUUAAUUGGUCAACUCAGAACCGUAAAGAAUUUGCCUAAUAAGGAGUUGGGUUAACAACUGGUAGAAUUGAGUCCGCGCGUUUUUUUCAUCCAACAUGGGAUGCACCUUGCAUUAAUACUUUAAUUAUAAUGCUUUUGAAAUAAGGUGUUUCGGAUGGUCUGGAAUUGUCUAAAGAGUGUUUGACAAGGCCUUACUUCGGGUAUCUCUACCAGUGGAUGGGAAUUCUUAAACGUAUUGAAGUCGACUGGGGGAAGCAAUGCUUUAAAUAAAGGAGUUUCACAUCUGGUGAAGUCAACCCUAGGACAGGUGACUCAGGAUGAGAAGAUGGCCACCCUGCUGCUACCACCGGGUCCUGACAGCUUGCACCGGUUCACCCGGGAGUCCCUGGCUGCCGUGGAGCAGCGGAUCGCUGAGGAGGAGGCCCGGCGUACCAAGCACUACCAAGAGGACCUGGGAGACGUGGAGCUGCCCCGGCCCCGGGCCGACCUGGAGGCCGGCAAACAGCUGCCACGCAUCUUCGGCGACAUCCCCGCCGGCCUGGUGGGAGUCCCACUGGAUGACUUUGACCCAUUCUACUUCAAGAACCAGAGAACAUUUAUAGUACUGAACAAAGGGAAGGCCAUCUUCCGAUUUAGUGCCACGUCUGCACUCUAUAUUUUUAACCCCUUUCAUCCUGUUAGAAGAGCAUCAAUAAAGGUUUUAGUACACUCAUAUCCUUUCUGAUGGGACGCUCACAGCUCCACCAACACGUGUCUGUUUUAGGGUUUCAAAAUGAAAAUCAAUGAGCAGAGACUGAACAACAUUUGGGAGGGAACCAAAGCCUUACAAUGUACUCUGGUUCAGUUUGUCUAGUUAGAUUGUCAUGUCAUUUUCGUUGUAAUCAUGUUGACAUUGUGUACUAAUGGGUGUAAAUAGAGACGGGGGAGGGAGCUGAGUUGCUCAGAAUUGAGGCGUUGGUAUUGCCUGCUGUCUCUCACUAUCGGAAUUGAGCCGUUGAUAUUGCCUGCUCUCUCUCACUAUCAGAAUUGAGCCGUUGGUAUUGCCUGCUCUCUCUCACUAUCAGAAUUGAGCCAUUGGUAUUGCCUGCUCACUCUCACUAUCAUAAUUGAGCCGUUGGUAUUGCCUGCUCACUCUCACUAUCAUAAUUGAGCCGUUGGUAUUGCCUGCUCACUCUCACUAUCAUAAUUGAGCCGUUGGUAUUGCCUGCUCACUCUCACUAUCAUAAUUGAGCCGUUGGUAUUGCCUGCUCACUCUCACUAUCAUUAUUACGCUAAAUCAAUGAAUGCGAGGAACACAGGACUAGACUUGUCCUCUGCCUCAUGUGCAUUAGACUCAUCUUAGAGGUCGUACUCCAAAACAGAUUUCAUCUCAAGCUGUCACUGACUCAUAGACUCAGUGGAUGGUUACUGUUAGGUUAUGUAUAGA
Oncorhynchus kisutch (coho salmon) is the source of this 1683-nucleotide messenger RNA. Its product is annotated as sodium channel protein type 2 subunit alpha-like. The coding region runs from base 583 to 981 and encodes 132 amino acids. The record is from RefSeq and is a predicted model, not a curated record. The transcript has 3 exons. Lineage: Eukaryota; Metazoa; Chordata; Actinopteri; Salmoniformes; Salmonidae.